AUGAUUUUUGGUGAUUAUGCUAACUGCAAUACACCAAUUCAAUUAUAAUUAUCUCCUAUUGAUACAAAUUAAAAGAGUUAUAUUUCAUUAUUAUCAGAUAAUAUUGAAUUUUCGGUUAAAGAUAAAAAAUAAGGGUAUAAUACAUAACAAUCCUUUGAACAGACCAAAUUUACAUAUUCUGAAGGAAUCAAUUCUUUCAUUUAAUAUGAAAAAAUUAAUAAUGAAGAAUAAAGCAUUUUAAAUAAAAGAUUGAAAGAAAUUAGAUAUGUUUAUAUUAAAAAAUUGGAAUAGUUAGAUGAUUGUAUAUUAACUGUGAUUUUAAUAGAAUACCUUCAUGAUAGAUUAUAAAUUUUAGAAAAAUUUGAAUAACAUUUGAGUUAAAAGAGCCCUAAGAGAUUGAAGGAAUAACCAUUAAAGAGUGCUCUCAAAAAGAAGGAUUCGAUAUGCUCUUCUCGGUAUUAUACUCAAAAUAUUAAUGAUUCUUAAGAAGAUGAUUGGAAGUUCAUUCGUGAUGCACAAAAUAUUCUAAAGAAAUAGAGAUAAUCAUCUUAAGAUGAAGAAUUCAUUACACCAUCCAAAGUUAGAUUUGUAAAAUAUUCAUUUAACAUACUUAGUAAAAGAAAUCAAAGAAAUCUUUACUAAAAAAUGAUUAAUUUUAAGUAUUAUAAUUUCGAUAUUGAUAAGAGUAAUCGUUUUUUAUUAUUUAAUAUAAUGAAUAUAUUUAAAGUAUUAUUGCUUGUAUUUUUGAUACUAAGUGUGACAGCCCAACAACUAAGAGGAAAUAAUGAUUAACCUGAUACAUCAUCUGAAGUAAAGAAAUGCUCUUGUGGAUCAGGAAAAACUACUACAGGUGGACAAGGCUAAAACAAAGCUUCAUUAAUUCAAUAUCAAGAAGCUUUAAAAAAGUUACAUGAUGGAAUCAAAGAAGCCUCUACUGACUUUUAGGCAAAACAUAUAUGA
Paramecium pentaurelia is the source of this 960-nucleotide messenger RNA. The record is from the annotation of a GenBank genome assembly. NCBI's taxonomy places the organism in Eukaryota, Ciliophora, Oligohymenophorea, Peniculida, Parameciidae.